Molecule: messenger RNA, 2392 nt
Organism: Marchantia polymorpha subsp. ruderalis
Lineage: Eukaryota; Viridiplantae; Streptophyta; Marchantiopsida; Marchantiales; Marchantiaceae
Source: the annotation of a GenBank genome assembly
AUCGAAACAUCAUCACUGUACUGUGCUUAUCUCUGUGGAUUGCGACUCCCUCCCUCCCUCCCUCACCGUGACCUGCGGCGGACGCAAUUCGGUCGAGUCGCAGUCGACGAGCUGCAGCAUCCUCCAGGUUGGAGCCUCGCCUGACAGUCGAUCGUCGUGAAUGGGCGGCCGAGAAAUUUCUCGACCCCCGCACCGUGCUGCAGUUUGCAUUCCACUCACGUGAAUCGAAAUUUGUGGUCCGGAAAGGUGUUGCCAUGGCUACUCGUUGCACGACAGAUGGUCUGUCGUGUCCCUGCGUCCAGACAACUAAUUUCUUGCUGCAGAGAGUUCGUUCUUCGCAGAUUGGGGUGAAGCGAUUUGCCGGUGGGAGUGAUGUUGUGGUUUUAAGGCAGGGCAGAUCACAGGAAGGGAGCUCGAGGUUUCGAAUCGAAAGGAUUCAUAGCAAUCCCCGGUGCUAUCGACAGGAUGGCAAUGGCGGAGGUUCGGAAUCGAGCAGUUCGGGUUCUCGGGAGAAGAUCGUCUCCACGGGAGAGAUGUACCCUAAUUCCAAGGCCCAUGAGAGAGGGGAUUUGAAAGUGUCGGAUCUGCAUACUCUCUACUAUGAAGUUCAUGGAAAUCCCAAGGGCAAGCCGGUGGUGUUUCUUCACGGGGGCCCAGGGGCAGGUUGCACCGAGAGGCAUGCUCGUUUCUUCGAUCCUCAACAUUACAGAAUCGUUCUGUUCGAUCAAAGGGGCUGCGGAAAAUCCACACCCCGAGGUUGUCUGGAAGGGAACACCACAUGGGAUUUGGUCGAAGACAUUGAGAAGCUCAGGGAGCACCUGGGCGUGACGAAAUGGAUGGUCAUGGGUGGGUCGUGGGGAGUGACACUGGCUCUAGCUUAUGCUCAAAAGCAUCCCGAGGCUGUGGCAGCCAUGAUUCUUCGAGGAGUUUGCAUGCUUCGUCAGCAAGAGCUCGACUGGCUGUACAAGCAGGGUGUGAAUCUAUUGUUUCCAUUCGCCUGGGGUCAAUUGAUGACUGUUCUGGACGAGUCAGAACGUGAAGAUGCGGUAUCAGCAUUUUACAAGCGUCUGACAUCAGAUGAUUAUACCGUAGCUCAAUCUGCAGCUCAAGAGUGGUUGAGAUGGGAGAUGGGUUUGAGUUUCUUCUCCACAUCUCAAACAAAUGUCCUGGCUUGGGAUGGAAAGCAGUACGCGUAUGUACCCCUUGCCACAGAGGUGGAGUCCCAAUCGGAGAAAGUAGCAACUGCUUCCCAAAAUGCAGCAUCCCCGCAUUCAUCUCCUUCCACUGCGUCGACAUUUGUAUCGUCGACAGUUGCUCAAGCACGGUUGGAGUGCCACUAUGUUGUGAACAAGGGGUUUUUGAAAGAAAAUCAACUCCUUGAGGGUGUGGCUCAAAUGAGGCACAUUCCGGGGACGAUCGUCCAAGGUCGGUACGAUUUUGUAUGCCCUGUCAGCAACGCCUAUGACCUUCAUCGUUCUUGGCCAGAGGCCGAAUUGCGUGUGGUACCAAAUGCGGGACACUCCAUGUAUGAAUCGGGCAUAAUCAAGGAACUGGUCAGAGCUACGGAUCAGUUCAAAAGGCUAGACUAUUGAUUAUGUUUUGGAAGAAAAUUUUGUCAACCAUUCAAUAUUUUUUUAAUUAGAUCAAAACCUGUAUAGUCUACAGAAAAUCGGGCCUUCCAGCUCCAUGGGAAGCAUGACAUUGUCGCUCUCAAUACGUUUCUACCACCUCGUUGCCUGACCAGUCAAAGAUGCCGAGCCUCGGCGGUGGUAUAUACACAUUGUUCACUUACUGAUCCUACCUUUUAGGCAACUCACAGAAUUAGGUUGUGUUGCACAGAGGAUCACUUACUGGGAUUGAUACCGAGUUGUGUCGGAAAACACUUUCUACUUUGUCUUAAGAUUUGCUCCCCUGAAAUUAAAUGUAUGAUAUCCUAUCUUAGAUUGCAUCUUACAUGCGUACAUUCCUCCGACACCCGACCAGAGUACUGUACAUCAUAUCGUAAGGAAGUGUCAGGGGGAUUUACAACUGUAAUGAGGUCGGACCAUAUGAGACUUCAUUUAAGUUUCAUCUGCACAUGCCAAUAACCAGGUACUUGAUUCGAUGAAGACUUGGGAGAAUUUUGGUUUCUGGAACAAGUGAAAUCAGUCGAUUUCAACUUGCCCAAGGACGACGUCAAUACAGAGGUUCCGUGUAUCGAUCCCAGCUGCAUGUCCAGAACGAAAAUCACGUAGCUAACCUGAAGUGAUGUCCACGUAGAGAUUUCACCAAAGUUGCCUAUCCAGUAAACUGUAAGUGACGUACAGAAUACAAACCAAGUGAGGAAAACAUCACCAGUAUCCCAUGGAGAAUCCCUCGGUUUUCUAAGAUGGAAAAGUUCACUAUUUCGCUG